GUAGAUGUGUGUGUAACAAAGUGGUCUUCAGGACUGAAAUGGGGGUUCAGAGUGUGUGAGAUUCUGCUGUAGCUCUCUCAACUAACCCUCUUUGAUCAUCCUAAUAAAGGAAUGAAAAUGGACUUUCUCCCUGAAGACUAAGAGCCAAAAAAGUAGAAACGUUGUGAUGGAGCACCAGAACUCUAAGAGAGGAGGAGGAACCUCUAACCCAAAGGCAAUGCGUGCAGGAUCUCCAGCACCUAGCUGUGUGUCAACAAAGAGUGAUGAUUCUAUGGACAGUCCUCCUGUUUUCAGCAGUGGACCUGUGCCCUUUACCCAAAAGCAGCACUCCACAGAAACAGCACUACAGAUAAAGACCCUGGAAACUGGACACCUGCAGCAGAAUUCUUUCCAAACAGUGGAUGACUUCCUCCAUACAGUCUUAGCGAGGCACAAAACCAGCAUGAAGAACAAGUAUGAGACCUUAUUUGAGGGAAUCAAAACACAAGAGAAUAAAACCCUUCUGAAUAGGGUUUACACACAGCUCUACAUCAUAGAGGGAGAGAGUGAAGGAGUGAAUGAGGAACAUGAGGUUUUACAGAUGGACAAAACCCCCAAAAAACACUUACAGGACAUUCCAAUCAACUGCUCAGAAAUUUUUAAACCUCUACAUGGACCUGAAAGCGAAAUGAAUAUUAGUGCUGUGAUGGCUAAAAAUCUCAGCCUCAAUGGAGAAGAUGAUGGGCAAAAUGUGCAAAAGCUCAGAACAGUUCUGACUAAAGGCAUUGCUGGAAUUGGAAAAACAGUCUCCGUGCAGAAGUUCAUUCUGGACUGGGCUGAAGAAAAAAACAAUCAGGAUGUAGAUUUCAUGUUUGUGCUUCCGUUUCGGGAGCUGAACCUGAUUAGAGAUGAUCAAUACAGUCUUCAUGGACUUCUGUGUGGUUUCCAUCCUGAGCUCAAAGAUCUGCACCCAAAGAUUUUUGAUCAGCUCAAAGCUGUGUUUAUAUUUGAUGGUCUGGAUGAAAGCAGAAUUCCACUAAACUUUGAACAGUGUGAGAAAAUAUCUGACAUCACCAUGACAUCAUCAGUGGGUGUGUUGAUGACAAAUCUCAUCAAAGGAGAGCUGCUUCUAUCUGCUCUGAUCUGGAUAACCUCCCGACCAGCAGCAGCCAAUCAGAUUCCUCCUAAAUACAUCAACCGUGUGACAGAAAUUCAGGGAUUCAAUGACCCACAGAAGGAGGAGUACUUCAGGAAGAGAAUCGGCAAUGAAGACCAAGCCAAGAAAGUCAUCUCACACAUUAAGACAGCAAGGAGCCUCCACAUCAUGUGCCACAUUCCAGUCUUCUGCUGGAUCUCAGCCACUGUUCUUCAGCAAAUCAUGAAACAACGUAAAACAGAAAUCCCUAAAACUCUGACUGAAAUGUACUCACACUUCCUGCUCACUCAGACAAACAUGAAGAAUGAGAAGUAUGCAGAGGAAGAUGAGAGAGACCCAAAGAACCUGCUGGAGUCCAACAGAACCAUGAUACUGAAACUGGCUGAACUGGCUUUCAAACAGCUGAUGAAGGGCAACGUGAUGUUCUAUGAAGAGGACCUGAGAGAGAGCGGCAUUGAUGUCACUGAGGCCUCAGUGUAUUCUGGGAUUUUCACUGAGAUCUUUAGGGAGGAAUGUGUGCUUUAUCAGAGGAAGGUCUACUGCUUUGUUCAUUUGAGCUUUCAGGAGUUCCUGGCUGCUGUUUAUGUGUUUCACUGCUAUGAGAGCAAGAUCAUGGAGCCACUGCAGUUUUUCCUGCAUGAUAAUCAGCAUAAUCACAGAAGCCACUCCAAGACACAUAAGCAUAGGAGUCAGCCUGAGAAUGUUCCACUUGAUGAGUUGCUAAAGGAAGCAGUUGAUAAAUCCUUAAAGAGCCUGAAUGGACACCUGGAUCUUUUCCUCCGUUUCCUGCUGGGCAUCUCACUCAAGUCCAACCAAAGACUCCUACGGGGCCUACUUACACACACAUACAGCUGCCCAAAGAAAACAAUGCAGUACAUCAAGGAGCUAAUAAAAAGAAAUGAAGAUAAACAAUAUAAAAUCUCAACUGACAGAUCCAUUAAUCUUUUUCUCUGUCUGUCUGAAAUGAAUGAUCAGUCUCUCUCCAAAGAGGUUCGGGAGUAUCUAAAAUCUGAGAAGCACUCAGAAAAGAAGAUUUCUCCUGGACAGUGUUCAGUAUUAGCCUGCAUGCUUCUGAUCUCAGAUGAGGUGAUAGAUGAGCUGGACUUGAAGAAGUACAACACAUCAGAGGAGGGUUACAGGAGACUGAGCCCAGCUUUGACUGUCUGCAGAAAAGCUCUACUAGCUGGCUGUAAUCUCACCAUAAACUCAUGUGAAACUCUGUGCUCUGCUCUACAAUCAGCAAACUCUUCCCUAAAAGAGUUGGACCUCAGUAACAAUGAUCUGCAGGAUUCAGGAGUGGUGCUGCUCUGUGCUGGACUGAAGAGUUUGCACUGUAAACUGGAGAUACUCCGAUUGUCUGGUUGUAUGGUUACAGAUGAAGGCUGCUGCUCUCUGGCUUCAGCUCUGAAAUCAAACUCCUCCCACCUGAGAGAACUGGAUUUGACAUAUAAUGACCCAGGAGAGUCUGGAGUGACACUGCUGUCUGAUCUACUGGAGGAUCCUCACUGCGCACUGGACACACUGAAGGUGGAAUACGGAGGGAAGAUCAGGAUCAACCCAGGACUAAAGAAAUUUGCCUGUGAGCUCACUCUGGACCCAAACACAAUAAACAGUAAACUCACUCUGUCUGAGGCAAACAGAAAGGUGGAAUGGGUGAAUACAUUGAAGAAAUGGCCAUAUCUGGAUCAUGCAGAAACAUUUGAUUAUUAUAAUCAGGUUCUGAGUGUGGAGAGUCUGACAGGACGCUGUUACUGGGAGGCUGAGUGGAGUGGGAUCAGGGCUGGUAUAGCCGUCUCAUACAGAGGAAUCAACAGGAAAGGAGACAGUGAGGACUGUAUGUUUGGAUACACUAAUCAGUCCUGGAGUCUGUACUGCUAUAAAGAUGGGUACUCUGUCUGGCACAAUUAUAAAAGAAUUGUUGUACCUGUCCCCCGUUCCCGGUCCCGAUCCCGCAGAGUAGGAGUGUAUCUGGACUGGGUGGCUGGCACUCUGUCCUUCUACACCAUCUCCCCUGACACACACACACUGACACACCUACACACAUUCAACACCACAUUCACUGAACCACUCUACGCCGGGUUUUGGGUUUGUGAUCACUCCUCAGUGCAUCUGUGUGUGACACAGAAUAGAUUCUAAAUCCUGGUGGAACAUUUAAGCCUACACAGUGGACAUUUUCUAUUGAAAAAAAGA
Messenger RNA from Colossoma macropomum (tambaqui), 3325 nucleotides. RefSeq names its product NACHT, LRR and PYD domains-containing protein 3-like. The coding region runs from base 167 to 3271 and encodes 1034 amino acids. Gene Ontology annotation, molecular function: protein binding. The record is from RefSeq and is a predicted model, not a curated record. NCBI's taxonomy places the organism in Eukaryota, Metazoa, Chordata, Actinopteri, Characiformes, Serrasalmidae. The transcript is spliced from 8 exons.